AUGACAAUGCCACACCAUUCGUCAGGUCCUGCCAAGGACAGCCCUCUCUGCCGAUUUCCCCCUUUCCCUGGAGGAAACCCCGUCUUUACCAAUAUUCGGCGCGAAAAAGUCAAUUUCCAAUUACCCCCUCCAGACCAUGCUCUUCUCGCAGCCGCCUGGGCUGUUUUACUUCGAUUGUAUACUGGCCAUGUCAAGACUUGCUUCGAAUCUGCAACUUCCGACCAGGAAGCGAAUUUGGUCACCUAUGAAGCUCGCGAUAGCGAUACCUUGCAAACCAUCGUACUUAGAGGUGCGUGUGUGAGUAGCACUGCAGAAGAAAAGGCCGGCCUCCGCGACCUUAACACAGCUGUGGUGCGCACGACUGUUAGCAUCGACUCAUGGACAGAUGAAAUGCUGCAAGACAAAAUCGCCGCCUUGUUGCAGCCGGGAAAAGAGAUUGUACUUUUUCAAACACCUUCAGGAUGCGUUCUUGUGUACAUGCAGAGUUUCAUGUCAGCAAUGGAAGUCAAGAACGUAUCCUCCACCCUCACCUACAUAAUGUCCAGCGAUCCAGACAAAACCGCCAUCCGGAAUUUAAGCAUUAGUCCAAGGGAUCUUGCCCAGAUCAUGCGCUGGAAUGAUAGAAAGUUGAAAUCAGAACGCACGAAUCUUGUCUAUGAUUUAUUCUCUGCAAGAGCCCACGAGCAAGAUGCCAACAUGGCGAUCGAUGCAUGGGACGGUCGGAUGUCCUACACAGAGUUGGAAAGGGUCUCCAGUACCUGGGCACGACAACUACAAAAGCAAGGAAUCUCCCAAGGCUCCUGGGUCCUUUUCUGUUUUGAGAAGUCUCGCCUGGCAGUUGUUUCUAUGAUCGCAAUCUUGAAAGCGGGCGGCGUGUGUGUCCCUAUAGACCCAAGGUACCCCGUAGAGCGGAUCCGUGACAUAAUUAGGACUACAAAUGCGACGAUUGCUCUUGUAGGAGCGGGAAAGACUGCUGCUCUUUUCAAGAGCGCCGAUACCGCUGUCCAAACGAUCGACAUAACUAAAGAUAUCCCACAUGGAUUGUCGGAUACGGUCGUACAAUCGAACACAAAAAUCGACGAUCCUGCAUUUGGUCUCUUUACCUCGGGCAGUACUGGCGUCCCUAAGUGUAUCGUCGUCACACACUCCCAAAUUUGUACGGCGGUACAGGCAUACAAAGAUCGGUUUGGGGUUACUUCUGAAACUCGAGUCCUUCAAUUCUCGUCUUACACCUUCGAUAUUUCAAUUGCGGAUACCUUUACGGCUUUGUUCUAUGGCGGUACUUUAUGCAUUCCAUCGGAGGAGGAUCGUAUGAGUAACCUACAGGAUUACAUGGUGUCAGUUCGUCCCAACUGGGCCGUCUUGACGCCCACUGUCUCCCGAUUUCUAGAUCCAGGGGUGGUGAAAGACUUUAUCUCGACACUGAUUUUCACGGGCGAGGCUAGUAGGGAAGCCGACACUGUACCUUGGAUAGAGGCUGGUGUGAACCUAUACAACGUUUAUGGGCCUGCUGAGAAUACUCUGAUUACUACGGCUACCAGAAUUCGCAAAGGGAAGUCUUCCAAUAUUGGUUACGGGGUCAACACUCGUACUUGGGUGACUGAUGUUUCUGGUGCAUGUCUCGUUCCUGUCGGAAGCAUAGGCGAACUUUUGAUCGAGUCUGGCCAUUUAGCAGACAAAUAUCUAAACAGGCCUGAUAGAACCGAAGCCGCAUUUUUGUCGGACCUGCCCUGGAUACCCAACUAUGAGGGAGAUUCUGUACGCAGAGGUAGGAGGUUCUAUCGUACUGGAGACCUUGUGCGCUAUUGCGACGACGGUUCUCUUAUCUGUGUUGGACGCUCCGAUACGCAAAUUAAAUUGGCUGGACAACGUGUUGAGCUCGGUGAUGUGGAGGCUCACCUCCAAAGCGACCCGACCACAUCCCAGGCUGCUGUGGUUUUCCCCAGGUCAGGACCGCUCGAGGCCCGACUUAUAGCAUUGUUGGUGACGGGAAACAAAGACGGGACGCCUCACAAUCAACAGAGUCUACCGAAACCAGCUUUUGCGCAAUGCCCACCCGAUCUAGUAAAGUAUGCAACAUCGAGCCUUCAACAAAGGCUACCGUCAUACAUGGUACCUUCAGUGUGGCUGGGUAUCGAUUUUCUUCCCAUGUCAGUGUCAGGAAAACUCGACAGGGCGGUUCUUCAAGNCCAGCUGGAAUCUCUGUCUCCUUCUGACUAUGCUGAGAUCCUUGGCACUACGGGCUUGGAGGUCGAUCCAGGCGGUGCCGCUUCGUCCGUCGCCAGUGAUAGCGAUUUGCGCGAUAUGAACGACGAUAGCUUGUUGUUAACCGCAUGCAGUCGUGUGUUGAACUUACCUGCAGGUAAAAUAUCAUACUCCCAGUCUUUCAUUCAUGCCGGCGGCGACUCUAUCACUGCUAUGCAAGUUUCUUCUUGGAUGAAGAGGUUUACUGGAAAGAGGAUUGGUGUAAAAGACUUGCUCGUGUCUCCUUCUAUCAGCACUGCGGCAUCUUGCAUCAAGAGUGCGCAAGACGGAUCUCGAAACUUCGUAGCCGUUCGGCCGGGCCAAAGAAUCCCUGUAUCACCAAUUCAAAAGUUGUUCUUUCAAACAGCAGAGGCAUCCAAAUCCUGGAAUCAUUAUCACCAGAGUUUUCUGUUCCGUAUCGAUCAGCCAAUUAAGCCACAAACUAUCGAAGAUGCGAUAAGCCUUGUCAUGCAACGACAUCCAAUGCUUCAGGCACGAUUUGAGAGGACAGAGGAAGGAGAUUGGUAUCAGUAUAUCCCAAUAGAUGUAGAGAGAAGGGCAUCUGUAGAGGUGAUCGGAUCACUGAGUACCGAUGAUCGAGAGGCUGCCAUGCUUCGAGCUAGGCAGUCUAUCGAUUUGACAGAAGGACCGCUAAUACGUUGUCAGCUCUUCAAUAACAAUGUCGAUGAGGCGAGCAGAUUGUUCUUUGUUGUCAUUCAUCACGCAGUAGUCGAUCUUGUGUCCUGGCGAAUCAUCAUGGAGGAACUGGAGGCACAUCUUGCCACAGAUUCAACACCAGACAGGGGUGAGGCAUACCAGGAGUCAGUUCCCUUUUUGGCAUGGUGCCAGGUCCAAGCAGAGGCGGUGAAAGAUAUCCCGGUCGAUCGAACGGUUCCGCUAAUACCCAAAAUACCCACGGCUGACUUUGGGUAUUGGGGGUUGAAGCAUGAUGAGAACGUAUAUGGUAAUACCGUGGAGCGAAAAAUCCCACUUGGCCAUUCAAUUACGGAGGACUUGCUCUACAAGUGCCAUGACUCACUUCACACUAAAACAAUUGACGUAUUACUCGCUGCUGUUCUAGUAUCUUUCAGGAGAUCCUUUCUAGAUAGACCAGUUCCUGCAGUCUUUAAUGAGGGUCAUGGAAGAGAGCCGGGGGGCGAAGACGCCGUCGAUCUCUCUCGCACCGUUGGCUGGUUCACAACGAUAUCGCCUGUUUACGUCCCUGAAGUGAGUCCAGGAGACAUACUUGACGUGGUAAGGCGGGUUAAGGACUACCGCUGGGCAACUCCAAACAACGGGUUUGACUAUUUCUCAACCAAGUAUCUCACUCAAAGUGGUAUUAAGCUUUUCGAGGAUCAUCUGCCAGCUGAAAUUCUUUUCAAUUAUGAGGGCAGAUAUCAGGCAAUGGAAAGUGAGCAAACAGUCCUAAAGCCGGAGUCUUGGCAUGCUGGAGAGGCAUCCAAAGACCAAGACCCAGGCCUAAGGAGGUUUUGUUUGUUUGAAAUCUCCACAGCAGUCCUUCCAGAUGGUCAGUUGCACCUCACAUGCUCCUGGAACAAAAAUAUGCGUCAUCAAGGUCGAAUCCGUCUAUGGUUAGACACCUUACUUCCUGCAGCCAUUGGGGAGAUUGUGUCCAGCCUUGCGCUUGCGAGUCCGCAAUUGACGCUUUCUGAUGUAGAGUUGCUACGACUCUACGACUAUUCUUCUCUUGAUAUCUUGAAGAAAUCCAUACUGUCUAUCCCUGCGGUACAGACUCUUGACGACCUAGAAGGAGUUUAUCCAGGGUCUCCCAUGCAGGAUGCCCUUUUUCUGAGCCAGUCCAAGUCUCAGGAUGGUGCAUAUGAGGUGGAUUUCACAUGGCGAGUAGCUACUUCUCUCCAGAACUCCCAACCAGCAGUUGACAUCGGCUGCCUUGUCGAAGCAUGGAAGGACACUGUUGCACUCCACGCGGCUCUGCGAACCGUGAUUCUCGAGUCCAGCUUGCCUGCUACUGGAAUCCUCCACCAAGUUGUCCUGAGGUCCCAUGACCCAGAUAUAGUCAUCUUGGAUGUGAGGGACGUCACCGCCGCUAUCACAAUACUUGAUAGCUACCCGCCACCGACAGAAGAGGGCAUAGCCUUGAUCAAGAGACCCCCACAUAGGCUAUUGAUCUGCACCACAAUUGAAGGGAGCGUUCUUAUCAAGUUUCAGGUCAACCAUCUUGUUUUUGACGGCAUGUCAACGGACAAGAUUAUCCAGGAUCUAUCGAAGGCAUAUACGUGCAGACAUUCAAACAAGCUGCCAGACCAUAGUGAAUCGAAACUUCAUGAUGGCACGUACGGAAACCGUCCAACAAAGCCGCCUCUUGCCGAAUUUAUCCGGUAUAUUCGAGAUCCACAACGAAAACAAGACAGCAUUAACUAUUGGAAAAACGCUUUGAGAGGUGCGACAACUUGCAGUUUCCCCCCUCUUUUUGACCAAAUCACAUCGGAGAAAGCUAUGCCACGUCAGUCUUGGGCUUCAGUCCCCAUCCCGCUUUGUGUGGAUUCGAAGGAGCUCUCAAAAACGCUUGCAAAUCUUGGUAUCACCAUGUCAACCAUGUUUCAGACAGUAUGGGCCAUUGUAUUACGUAUUUACAGUCAGAAUGGACAAAGCGUCUUUGGAUACCUCACCUCGGGUCGGGAUGCUCCUGUGGAUGGCAUUGACAGCGCCGUGGGCAAUUUCAUCGCUAUGCUGGUAUGCUUCUUUGACUUUGACGACGAUGGAGUUCAUACCGUUGCGGAUAUGGCCCGUAAGAUUCAUAAUGCUUCGGCCAAUUCGAUUAGUCAUCAAGCCUGUUCACUCGCCGAGAUCCAGGAUGCUUUGGGCCUGUCAACUGCUACGCCUCUAUUCAACACAGCCUUUACUUAUCUGCCAAAACGCCCUACCAAUGUCAAGGCUGGAGAACCAGAACAUCAUCUUUGUUUUGAAGAACUUUCGAUGAGCGAUCCUACCGAGUUUGAUUUGACAUUGUUCGUUGAGCCCACACAAGAGAGUAACGAAGUAUCUGCACACUUGGACUUCAAACUCUCUUAUAUUAGUCAGGCCUAUGCGACCAGUAUUGCUUCAACAGUUGCGCAUAUAUUGUCAGAGCUAGUACACGAUCCAUACAGAGCCUUAAACACACUUCCGAUCGUUAGUGAGCAUGACACUGCGAUUAUUCGGAGUUGGAACGAUCACCUCUUCCCACCGGCUACGGAAUGUAUUCAUGAAACCUUUUCCAGGAAAGUUGUGGAACAUCCUCAACGAGAGGCUAUUUGCAGUUGGGAUGGAUCCUUGACGUAUGCAGAAUUAUCUGACUUGUCACAACGCUUGUCUAUCCAUCUGGUUUCUCUCGGAAUUAAGGUUGGCACCAAAAUACCUAUUUGCUUCGAGAAGUCCAUGUGGACAAUUGUUACUAUUCUAGCUGUUGUUCAAGCUGGAGGUGUCUUUGUUCUGUUGGAGCCCGGCCACCCAGAAUCUCGACUCUCGGGAAUCAUUAAACAGGUACAGGCAGAGCUAUUGCUGUGUUCACCCGCUACCAGCCGCAUGGGGGCCUUGCAGAAUAUAUCUACCCAGAUGGGGACGGAGUUCAAGAUUGUUGAACUUGAGCCGGAAUUCAUCCGAAGCCUUCCACUUCCACCUAAGCCGAACCACCAACCUAUGGUGGGCCUCAAUGACGAUCUAUAUGUCGUUUUCACCUCUGGGUCGACUGGAGUUCCAAAAGGGGCGGUUGCAACCCAUCAAGCAUAUGCUACUGGUAUUUAUGAGCAUGCAGUGGCAUGUGGUAUGACUUCAUUAGGCGCCCCACCCCGGUCGCUUCAGUUUGCAUCUUACAGCUUCGAUGCUUCCAUCGGAGAUAUUUUCACAACACUUGCUGUAGGUGGUUGCCUUUGUAUACCUCGGGAGGAAGACAGAAACCCAGCUGGCAUUACUACAUUCAUAAAUCGCUAUGGUGUAACCUGGGCCGGCAUAACCCCUUCACUCGCAUUGCACCUCGACCCUGAUGCGGUUCCGACAUUGAAGGCUCUUUGCGUGGCUGGAGAGCCACUUUCCAUGUCUGUUGUCACAGUUUGGAGUAAGCGCCUUAACCUCAUCAACAUGUAUGGACCGACCGAAGCCACAGUGGCUUGCAUAGCCAACCAGGUAACGUGUACCACUACCACAGUUAGUGAUAUUGGACGAGGAUAUAGAGCUACAACGUGGGUUGUUCAACCUGACAACCAUAAUUCCUUAGUACCAAUCGGUGCUGUUGGUGAGCUGAUCAUUGAGGGGAGCAUUCUUUGUCGUGGCUAUCUCAACGAUCCUGAAAGAACCGCUGAAGUGUUCAUUCGGAGCCCGUCAUGGCUCCAUGAUUUGCGACCAAACAGCACACUUUACAAGACGGGAGAUUUGGUCCGGUACAGCGCUGACGGGAAGAUAAUUUUUAUAGGCCGCAAGGAUACUCAGGUCAAGAUGAAUGGGCAACGUUUCGAACUUGGGGAGGUAGAGCACGCACUUCAGCUGCAGCUGGAUCCAUCCGAUGGCCCCAUAAUUGUGGAUCUUCUCAAGAGAACUCAGUCAGGAGAGCCCGAUCUGCUCAUCGCAUUCUUGUUCGUUGGACGCGCCAACACUGGAACCGGCAAUAGCGAUGAAAUUUUCAUUGCAACGAGCACUUCUUCAUUAUCUGAGUUCUCAACUGUGAUAAAAAAGCUACAAGACGCCCAGCGCGCAAUGGAGGUAUUACCUCUCUUUAUGGUCCCACAGGCAUAUAUCCCAAUUGAAGGAGGCAUUCCUUUGACGGCGGCUGGGAAGAUAGAUCGCCGCAUGCUCCGUAAGCUUUGUGAGCCGUUCAAUCGAAAUGAUCUUAUCAGCUUCACAUCAAAGGCCUUGAGCACUUCUGUGAAAGAUGCAGAAACAACAGAUACUGUUGAGGACCGUCUUGCCAGAAUAUGGGAAAAGGUGCUUGGAGUGAAGGGGGUGGGGAGAGAGAGUGACUUCUUCAGUUCCGGUGGAAACUCUAUGGCUGCUAUUGCCCUGAGGGCUGAAGCUCAAAGAUCGGGGUUUACUCUGUUUGUCGCCGAUAUAUUCACGAAUCCGCGCCUCGCUGAUAUGGCGAAACUCUUCUCCCAUGGUCAAUCAGUCUCACCCUCUUCGUCUACAUUGAGGACAAAAGUUCCCAUAUCUAGUCUUCAAAAAAGGUCAAGUGGUUUGCAAACAGCAGCGCCAGUGUCCAACGGUUCACCAGUUCGCAGAUGCCAGAAGGAGAACAUUAUUGAUUGCCCCGUAGCCUUUGAGUACGAAGAAGGGCCUAGCGAUACUCAACUGAAGGAGGCCUCUCGUAUAUGCGGUAUCUCUUCCAGGAGCAUUGAAGAUGUGUUCCCCUGCACACCCAUGCAGGAAGCGUUAGUGGCGCUAUCGUUAAUCCCUGGGGCCCAAGCGUCGUAUGCACUCCAUGCUGCAUUCGAACUACGCCCUGGCCUCGACAGGAAUCGCUUCCGAUCCGCUUGGGAAUCUACAGUAAAGGCACAACCAAUACUUCGCAGCAGAAUCAUAUCAGGUUCUAAUGGUAGCUCGGUGGUUGUAACAAGCGCUACGGAUAGUAUUCCUCAAUUGGACGUUUCCGGGCUGGACACGUUCCUCGAGCAGCAGCUUCAGGUGGGUUUUGCGCCCGGUGCCCCACUUUUUCGUCUUGCCUUUGUGUAUAGCAAGGCGGAUGAUUGCGACUAUUUCGUCAUCAGUGCUCAUCAUGCCAUUUACGACGGAUGGUCGUUGAACCUGAUCUGGAGCCAGGUUCUUGCAUUAUACACCAAUGGUGAACUGCCUCCUCCAGGCCCCUCUUUCAAACAUUUCGCGAGAAAUCUCAACCUGGUUCAGUCAAAGUUGGACUCGGAGGAUUUCUGGCGCAAGCUGCUUGUGAAGCCUGACCAGGAAAGCUUCAGGUUUCCAGACGUGCCUGUGGGCCACAAACCAGCAACCAGGUGUACUACGAAUUUCCAUUUUCCUUUUAGUAUGCAGUCUAAGAUUGGCACCACUGCUAAUACCUGUAUAAAUGCUGCAUGGGCAAUUACUUUGGCCCAAUACUCUUCCAAUAAGACAGUAAAUUUUGGUGUUACCCUUUGGGGAAGGGACUUCCCCAUGAUAGACAUCGAGCAUAUGACAGGCCCGACUAUUGUCACCGUACCGCGCCAGGUUAACGUUAUCCCUGAAUCCAGCGUUGCGGAGUUCCUCCAGGAUCUGCAGAAAUCUCUGGCCGUGGUAUUGCCACAUCAGCAUUUAGGACUCCACCGAAUCCAGGCUCUUGGACCUAUAGCUAGGCAGGCCUGUGACUUUUCUACACUACUUGUUGUAAACCAUGGCUCCUCCAUCUCUUGGUCAGAGCUGGAGGCUGCAGAUAUUGUUCCGGUACCACUACGCUCAUCGGAUCUCUACGCGUACCCUAUGGUCGUAGAAGUGGAAAACGCUAGCAGUGAUACUCUUGAUAUCAGGGUACAUUCGGAUCCCGAUUGUAUUGAAGUUCAGCUCCUGGAAAGAUUGAUGGAACAAUUUGGCCACAAUUUGCAAACCCUGUGUCGAGCAGCCUCUUUUGAUCCGGGCAAGAGAAUAGCUGAGCUGAUGGACGACACAGCCACUACCCAUCUCCGUACCCUCUUCAGCUGGAAUAGCCGAGUCAAGGAUUCACCCGAUGUUGCGGCCAUUGCAGUGCACAAACUAUUGGAAGAGACGGCACAAAGUCAACCAGCCGAGUCAGCAAUAGUUGCCCAUGAUGGGCAGUUGUCUUAUAUGCAAAUGGAUCGUUGCGCGGAUGUACUGGCCCGUCAGAUCAGAAAGACUAAUAUGAUAUCAGCUCAGAGCCCCUUUGUUUGCAUUCACCUUCUCAGAUCAGCAACUGCAGUUGUAUCUAUGCUCGCAGUUCUGAAAGCUGGCGGUGCCUUUAUGCCUGUCGACAUUUCGCAGCCUAGAUCCCGAUUACAAAACCUCAUUGAGGAGUCGGGUGCCAAACUAGUUCUCACUUUACCUGAGAGUGCCAAUGCCCUGGCGACUUUGAGCGGAUUGACAAAGGUUAUCCCGGUCUCGCUCUCGGAAUUAGUCCAGCAGAUAACCGACAACACGACGAAAAAGGAUGAGUACUGCAAGAGCGGAGACACUGAUCCGUCCAGCCCAGCUUACCUGUUGUACACCUCGGGCACGUCAGGCAAGCCUAAAGGUGUUGUCAUGGAGCAUAGAGCUUGGUCGCUAGGUUUGACCUGCCAUGCCGAAUACAUGGGAUUUAAUUCAUGUACCCGUAUUCUACAAUUCAGCAGCCUAAUGUUUGAUCUCAGCAUCCUUGAAAUAUGGGCAGUACUCUAUGCGGGAGGCUGCUUGUUUAUUCCUUCGGAUAAAGAAAGGGUCAACAAUCUCCAAGACUUCACAAGGAUAAAUGAUAUCAACACGGUCUUCUUGACGCCAAGUAUAGGCAAAUUACUCAAUCCAAAGGACCUCCCCAAUAUCUCGUUUGCAGGCUUCAUUGGAGAACCCAUGACCCGAUCUCUUAUCGAUGCCUGGACGCUGCCGGGCCGGCGUCUGGUGAACAGUUACGGGCCGACAGAAGCGUGUGUGCUGGUUACAGCCCGGGAAAUUUCACCAACCGCACCACAUGAUAAGCCUAGCUCGAACAUCGGCCAUGCCCUGGGUGCGAAUAUAUGGGUUGUAGAGCCACAGCGGACAGCGUUGGUUCCGAUAGGCGCAGUUGGUGAGCUUUGCAUUGAGGCUCCAUCACUGGCUCGGUGUUAUUUAGCCAAUCCAGAGCGGACAGAAUACUCCUUUCCCAGUACCGUACUGGAUAACUGGCAAACGAAGAAAGGGACCCGCGUGUAUCGAACAGGAGACCUGGUUCGCUAUGCGUCUGAUGGCACGCUGGAUUUCUUGGGACGGAAAGAUGGUCAGAUCAAACUAAGGGGUCAGCGUAUAGAGCUGGGAGAGAUUGAGCACCAUAUUCGGCGACUUAUGUCAGACGAUCCUCGAUUCCAUGAAGCCUCUGUUCAGCUCUACAACCCUGCAACAGAUCCCGACCGCGAUGCAACCGUUGAUGUCCAAAUGCGCGAACCUUAUCUCGCCGGCCUUCUUGUAUUGGACUUGGUUUUCACUGAUGAGGUCAUGGGGAUUCCAUGCACGUCCUUAACAUCGGCGAAUACUAGCGAGAAUCUACAGACUCUGGUGACCGAAUUGAAGAAAAGCCUCCGUGGUGUGCUUCCGCACUACAUGGUCCCCUUGCAUUUUGUUGCGGUCAGUAGGCUCCCUACUGGUUCCUCGGGGAAAUUAGACCACGCGUUUGUUCGAGCAUGCCUUCGUGAGCUCACUGCUCCUUUAGACGGCAAUUUUCCAAAAGUUGAACAAGUCUUAACGACCAAUGAGUCCGUGCUUCGUCAAUGGUGGGGCACAGUUCUGGCUAUGGAUCCACAUUCCAUUCAACGGGGUGACGACUUCUUUUCUCUGGGAGGUAGUUCAAUCUCUGCUAUGAGACUCGUCGGGCUUGCUCGCUCGUCAGGGCACAAGCUGCAGCAUGAAGAUAUUUUCAUGUGUCCCAGGCUUGCAGAUAUGGCAGGCCAAAUUUCCUUUGUUCAGGAGGCCAGUGUUAGCCCGACGACUAGCCCCACCAUCAAGUUUGAUCUUUUGGACGACUGCGAAGUUGAUGAAGUCAUUGACCACAUCCUUCCACAACUUGACAUGAACAAAGAACUUAUCGAAGACGUGUAUCCCUGCACUCCGCUUCAAGAAUCUUUAAUGGCUGCUACAGCACGACAUGGCGAGGCUUAUACGAUGAUACAAUCGAUCACGGUCCUUGCGUCGCAACUAGCCCAGCUCAAAAAAGCUAUGGAUGUCGUUUUUCGGGACUUCGAGGUACUCAGAACAAGGAUCGCUUUGGGCCCGAGCCAACAGGCCCUCCAAGUUGUUGUUAAGCAUGAGGAACUAUCUUGGGAAAGUUUUCCUAGUAUCCAAUCAUUCAAGGAUCACUUUUACCGCUCUCUUGGCUACGGUAAGCCACUAGCUCGAUUAGCUGUAAUUACGCAAGCGCUGGACACAAAGCAACCCAUCUCCCACGGUACAAGAGAAGCUAGAACUAAAAACAGCCAAGAUACAGUGAUGGUUGUCGUAGGUGCACACCACAGCAUCUAUGAUGCCCACGUCUUGUCUAUGAUAUGGCGUAGGCUCUACCGAGAAUUCAUAGGGAGCCAGGCAGAUGGCAUACUCGAGGCUGAAACAAGCCGUUCUGAGGGAGUUGUUCCCUUCAAGUCAUACGUUGAGAAGUUGCUUCGAGGAAAGGAUAACGAUGAAUCGCUUCUUUUCUGGAAAGAAAAACUGCGCGGGGUGUCUUCAUCCCAAUUUCCGCCCGCCUCCUGGCCCCGUGUGCUAGAACAUCAGCCCUCAGCCACCCAAACGCUCAUAACCAAAGUGUCUCUUCCCACUAGUAGCCGGAAGAAACUAGGAGCUACGGUGGCUACAGUAGCGUACGCGGCAUGGGCUCUCACUAUCGCUCACUAUACCGCGGAUCCUGAUGUAGUCUUUGGAGCGACGUUAUCAGGUCGUGAGACCAUGGCGGGUAGCAUAAGCCAUCCCGAGUCUAUUGCCGGGCCAACAAUCAUCACCGUACCUUUACGCAUCAUUAUCGACUUCCAAACAGUGGUGUCCGAUUUCUUGAGUACCCUUCAAAAAGACAUAGUACGUGCCGCUUACUUCGGUCAGAUGAUGGGGCUUAACUCAAUUGCCCAUAUCGAUAAUGACUGCAGAGAUGCGUGUGGAUUCAAAAGCAUCAUUGUGGUUCAGGUACCAGAUGAGGGUGAAAACCACGAUGGUAGAGCUGCAAAUCCGUUCCAGAUGUCUCUCGAGUCCAUAGGCCAUUUUCCAGCACCUCUUGUUGUUGAAGUGGAGCAAUCGGAAAGUACAGAUGUACUCAUCAGAAUGGCUUACGAUCCUGUACUAGUUCCUGAGAAGCUGGCUCACUUCAUAUCAGACACGUUCACGACUACUAUGAGCAACCUUUCCGCGGCCAAUCCAAAAGCUAAAGUAGAAUCUAUCCCAGCUCUUUCCGAGGCUCACCUAGCUGAACUAGAUGUGACCUGCCCUGAAUGGAUUCUUGGGAAGGCAAAAGAUGAAAAAAUAAGGACUGAGUCUCAUCAGUGCCUCCAGGAUCUCGUUUGCCGGAGGGCCCAACAGUCUCCUAACAGUCAAGCCAUAGAUUCAUGGGAUGGCUCAAUCUCUUACCACGAGUUAGAUGGGCUAUCAUCCAUACUUGCCGAACACCUUUCUCAGCUUGGCGUUAGACCCGAAGCCCCUGUCUGCUUACUAUUUGAGAAAUCGAAAUGGGCAGUCGUAGCCAUGAUAGGCAUUAUCAAGGCUGGAGGCUGCUUCGUCCCACUCGACCCGUCUUAUCCCCAUGAAAGACUUGAACACAUCAUUAGUGAGACAGGGUCAUCGGUCAUUGUUACUUCUGCUGCUUAUUCGAAACUCUGCUUGUCGUUGUCGGUGCGUGGCAUCGUCUGUGAUGGAUCUGUGUUCUCUUCUACAAAGAAACCCCUCCCAUCAACAGCUGAUUCUCCUCCUUCCUUCUCCGUCCGACCUAACCAGGCGGCAUACAUUUUAUUUACUUCUGGUAGUACCGGCAAGCCGAAGGGAGUUGUGAUGGAGCAUCACUCAGUCUGCUCGGCCCUCAUCGCACUUGGCAAACGUAUGGGCCUUGGUCCACAAUCUCGAGUGUUGCAGUUCAACUCGUACUGGUUCGAUGUCAUGCUCCUUGAUAUUUUCGGUACGCUUGUAUAUGGAGGUUGUCUCUGUAUCCCCAAAGAAGAGCAAAGAAUGAGCAAUUUGUCUGGUUGGGUACAGAAGUUUAAGGUCAACACUAUGUUGCUGUCAACUUCUGUAUCUAGGCUUAUGCAGCCGGCUGACACACCAUCUUUGGAAACGCUAUGUCUCACUGGAGAAGCCGUGUUGCAGAGUGACGUGGAUCGAUGGGCACCCAAACUACACCUGAUUGCAGGAUACGGACCUACUGAAACAUGUAUAAUGUCGGUCUCCGGGGAACUAACACCUUCUUCCCCAGCAAAUCUCAUUGGAAAACCAGUCUCUUGCCAGGCAUGGGUAAUCAACCCAUUGAAAGAGACAGAACUGGCACCCUAUGGUGCGACCGGCGAGCUUUACAUCCAAGGUCCCACUGUAGCGCGGGGUUAUCUUCACGAUGACGUGUUGACUAGUAAAGCAUUCAUCGUCGACCCGCAAUGGCUGACGGGAUACAAGACAAACGAAAACCAAUGGUCACGUCGGGCUUACAAGACGGGUGAUCUUGUGUUCUGGGGCCCCCAAAGCAAUCUUUACUAUGUCAGACGCAAGGACUCUUCUCAGGUCAAGAUCCGUGGACAACGAGUUGAGCUAGCCGAGAUAGAGGAGGUGAUCCGUCAGCAUAUCCCUCCUGAUGUUACCGUAUGCGUAGACCUUUUAUCCUCAGACGAUCAAAACACAAGAAUCAUUCUAGGUGCAGUGCUCGGCAUUGGAGACAGAGCCCUUGGCGGACCAGAGGAUCUCGAGGUGAUCGGUUACAUGGAUGACUUGAAAAGCCAUAUCAUACCUGCCCUUGAAGCAUCUUUACCGCAUCAUAUGAUUCCAGAAGCGUAUGUGCCUUUUGUUCAACUACCAACCCUAGGCUCGGGAAAGCUGGACCGUAAGACAGUGCGUAGGGUCGCAGGUCCGCUUGCGUUUUCCUUGCCGCAAGCGUCUGCAAGGCAUCCUAACCAGCCAACGCUAACGCAUACACAAAAACUACUGAGGCAACUGUGGUGUAAGAUUCUCCCCCAGCUAGAUGAAUCAGCUGUCAACAAACAAGACAAUUUCCUAGGAAUCGGAGGUGAUUCUAUCGCAGCUAUAAAAUUAGUUGCACUUCUCAGACAACAUGGGAUUUCGUUGGCUGUAGCGGAAAUAUUCACUCGCCCUACCUUAGAAGCAAUGUCUUCCUUGAUAGAUGAGCAUAAUUUUGUUGUUUCUCAUGCGGGCAUACUAAGCGAUGUUACGCGCAAUACGAGUGGCGUAAUGAGGCAGACAACAAAUCUCAUCGCCGGUCGGCAUUCCAUGGCCGUGGAAAAGUCUCGAGAAUGUGACAACUCCACUCUUCCAUGCACUGAAUAUCAGCAGAUGUUCCUUGCUGGCACUGAGGCUUUUACUGGGGCACACUCAGCACAAUUUAUUUUCCGCUUGCCCGAAAAGAUUGACCUGGACCGACUUCAAGCCGCCUUUGAUCACUGCGCCGAUUGGUAUCCAAACCUUAGAACACAAAUCCACAAAGAUGCUGAUACUGGGAGGUUAUUGCAUGAUAUCUCACCUAUAGGUGUGAAGGUUCCGUGGAGCUGUCAUUACAGUGAUGAUCUUAACACUGUGCUUUCUCAUGACAAGAAGUUUCCGCCUGGUUUAGAUGGCCCCCUGCAUAGGGUGACGAUCAUGAGACACCGCGACCCCACGGAAAGCAUGCUUGUAUGGACCCUCAAUCACGCUGCAUAUGAUGCAUGGAGCCUCAGGAUGAUGCUAGAACACAUAACGGAAGCAUAUGCAAACCCUGACUACGAGCCAUCCUAUUCUCUCGGAUGGACUGCAUUUGUCUUGCAUACCGAGAACACGAAGGAAGCAUCCCGAUCAUUCUGGUCGUCUUAUCUUUCUGAUGUCAAACCAGCAAGGCUGAUGUUCAAUUACAACCUUGUAUCUAAUCCCCGACAGGAUAGACUUUACGAGGCGAGAAUAAACAUUCCGAAGCGAGUGCUAUCGCAAGCUACAGCCGCAACGGUUCUUCUUGCAGGUCUUACGCUCUUAGUUGCUCGGGUGUGUGACACUCGAGAUGUCAUUCUCGCACACCUAUUAACUGGCAGGACGCUUCCUCUCGCUGGGAUAGAGAACUGUCCCGGGCCAACCAUUACAAAGGUGCCCUUGCGGAUUCCCUUGAUGGACCAGGAUUUGGUUACCCUAGAAUUGGAUUCCGUUGCGAAGAAAAUCACUGCUGAGCUGAUGCGUGUCAUGCCUCACGAACACUCCGGCCUAUCUGCCAUCCGAGAAUUCAUUCCCCAAGCAGAAGGCACUACAACGUCGAGUGGGAAGUUCCAUGCAGGGUCUGUUCUGGGCCGCUUACCUUUAGACCUGGUGAUUCAUCCGAAGGGUGGCCUUGACCUGUUAGGCAAGCAUGGCCUAGGUCUCCAGAACGAAGGCUUUCGUCUCGUUGCGCCACCCUCUGGUGGGCUUUCUAUGGAGUGUGCUCUAGUAGAUGAUGACGACGAUAAACGAUCGGACACAAUAAGCGUAGAUGUCUCAGUUUUGUGGGAUCAAAGAGCGGCAACCCAGGAGGAUGUCAUCGAACUAGUUCAUUCUCUACAGGGUAUAUUUACAAAGAGGAACCUCGCAGCAUGA
Bipolaris zeicola 26-R-13 is the source of this 15636-nucleotide messenger RNA. RefSeq lists its product as uncharacterized. The transcript has a single exon. NCBI's taxonomy places the organism in Eukaryota, Fungi, Ascomycota, Dothideomycetes, Pleosporales, Pleosporaceae. Gene Ontology annotation, cellular component: cytoplasm. Bases 1 to 15636 code for a protein of 5211 amino acids. Gene Ontology annotation, molecular function: phosphopantetheine binding; catalytic activity. The record is from RefSeq and is a predicted model, not a curated record. Gene Ontology annotation, biological process: amino acid activation for nonribosomal peptide biosynthetic process; secondary metabolite biosynthetic process.